Molecule: messenger RNA, 3301 nt
Organism: Poecile atricapillus (Black-capped chickadee)
Lineage: Eukaryota; Metazoa; Chordata; Aves; Passeriformes; Paridae
Gene: PHAF1
Product: phagosome assembly factor 1
Exons: 16
Coding region: 291-1547 (418 amino acids)
Biological process (GO): Golgi to plasma membrane protein transport
Cellular component (GO): dendrite; synaptic vesicle membrane; trans-Golgi network
Source: RefSeq, a predicted model, not a curated record
GGGGCGCGGGCGGCGGGGCCGCGGGGCGGGGAGGGGCGGCCGGUUGCUGUAGCGGCGGAGCCCGCGCCUCCCCCCUCGCGGCCCGGCGCGGGGCCCCGCUGUGAGCCAGCGCUGCCCCCGGGGGCUGGGGGCGGCGAGUCCCCUCAGGGGGCGGUGGCGGGGCCGGGCUCGGGCUGCGAGCUUCCCUCCCGCUUCCCUCCCGCUUCCCUCCCGCGUCCCUCCCGCAGGGGUCCGGCCAGCGACCCGGUGACCCGCCGUGCCAGCCCGCGGCCUCCGCGCUACCUGAGCCAAUGCUAGAUCUGGAGGUGGUGCCCGAGCGGUCUCUGGGGAACGAGCAAUGGGAGUUCACCUUAGGAAUGCCGUUGGCUCAGGCUGUAGCAAUUCUUCAGAAACACUGUCGCAUUAUCAAAAACGUCCAGGUUCUCUACAGUGAGCAGUCACCUCUUAGCCAUGACCUCAUCCUUAACCUGACUCAGGAUGGAAUCAAACUGCUGUUUGAUGCUUUCAAUCAGAGACUUAAGGUGAUUGAAGUUUAUGACUUGACUAAGGUGAAGUUAAAAUAUUGUGGUGUCCAUUUUAACUCUCAGGCAAUUGCUCCAACCAUAGAACAAAUUGAUCAGUCAUUUGGAGCAACACAUCCAGGAGUGUAUAACUCAGCUGAGCAGCUCUUUCACCUCAAUUUCAGAGGACUGUCGUUUUCUUUUCAGUUAGACUCCUGGACUGAAACCCCGAAGUACGAGCCUAACUUUGCCCACGGUCUGGCCUCUCUGCAAAUUCCACAUGGCGCGACUGUGAAACGCAUGUACAUCUACAACGGAAACAGUCUGCAGGACACCAAGGCUCCCUUGAUGCCUCUCAGCUGUUUCCUUGGGAAUGUGUAUGCUGAGAACGUCGAUGUUCUGCGAGAUGGAACUGGACCCUCAGGUUUACGGCUUCGCCUACUCACUGCAGGCUGUGGCCCAGGUGUUUUAGCCGAUGCCAAGAUGCGGGUAUUUGAGCGCUGUGUGUACUUCGGUGAUUCCUGCCAGGAUGUGCUCAGCACCUUGGGCUCUCCACACAAAGUCUUCUACAAGUCGGAAGACAAGGAUAUUCUAUUUGAUGCAAACACUCACAAGGUGAAAAAAUUUGUCCUGCAUACAAAUUAUCCUGGUCAUUACAACUUCAACAUUUACCAUCGCUGUGAAUUCAAGAUUCCACUCAUCAUUAAGAGAGAUAGUGCUGAUUCACAGACAGAAACAUGUACAACAUACAGCAAGUGGGACAGUAUUCAGGAUCUACUGGGGCACCCUGUAGAGAAGCCAGUGGUACUUCACAGGUCAUCAUCUCCGAACAACACUAACCCAUUUGGGUCAACCUUUUGCUUUGGACUGCAGCGAAUGAUCUUUGAGGUGAUGCAGAAUAAUCACAUAGCUUCUGUUACUCUGUAUGGCCCCACACGGCCCAGCAGCCAGUUGAGAACGUCGGACCUUCCCCAAAGCCUUUCCACCCAGGAGCGGUGUGGAGAGGAAAUUCUCUCAACCCUUCAUCAUGGGGCAUGGAACUGUUGAUGGAGGAAAGCAGCUUGGGUGCCUGUGCCGUCAUUUAUUCCUCUCCGUUGCCCUCAUCCUAUGCAGCACAGACCUGAAGAGACUGUCCCUCCUUCUCAGCUGGCAGAAGGGGGAAAUGGAAGAGGGGCACGUAAUGACUGCAAGAAUUAGAAGCACAAACUUUCUGAGCCUUGGAGCAUCUGGAAGCAGGUAUUGAUUUUAGUCUGUUUGUGUUACUGUAUUGAUGUGGUGGUCACAUUUUAAGAAAACGUGUGUGUAUAUAUAUAUAGAUCUAAACACCUCGGUAUUUCUGUGGCUUAGGACAUUGUACCAAGUGUGACAAGGAUGUAUAUAUGUCCAUGAUUUCAGGCACCACAUCUUUGUGUAACUUUAAACCAAGCAAGUAGCAUGUGCAUAAUACUUGGUUGUAACAUUUGCACUACAUACACUUUAAUUACUUGAUAAACGUUUAUCUUCACUGAGGAGCAUCUGUGUACUGGGAGUGAGUGGGGUGUGGUGGUUAUUUAAUGUACACUGCGCAUAAAGCUUAUUUAUACAGUGGAUCAAAUUUAUCCACCUUCCUGCACUAAUAUGUACUUGAUAUGCUGAUACAAUUUUUUUCUGUCAUGGCUGGUUUACUAAUUUUUUUUCAUAUGCAAUUUUGAAAGAAAAAAAAAAAAACUUCUGGAAGGGGUUAUUUCUAGGAUUAAAUUAUGUUUUAAUGAAAAGAUUUGAUACAAUUUUUCAUACUAGUGAAAAAUCUAACGAAGAAAUAAUGUUGCCUCAUUUGCCUCUGUUCCAAAAUCCUUUAUUCCUACUCUAUUUCCUCAGAGAAAGGAAAGCUGUAUAUAAUGGUAUCUCAGAAAGAAAUUCUGGAAUUCCGCCAUCACCAAGAUAACCUUUUCUGUAACUUUUGAUGUAUGAUUUUAAUUUAUGCCAAAGGUUUAGCCAAAGACAUCCUCGAUGUAGUUUCACCAUUUCUGUACAUAUAUGCUAACUGCACACCCCACCCCAGCAGACAGGAUAUAGGCUUCUUUCUAGUUGGGAGAUGCUGCUCGCGACAUUUUAUCCCAGGAGGAUACUUUAGGUUUCUAGUUCUCUUACCAGUCUUAUUUGGGAGAAAUAGGUGGUCUGUCUUUGAAAUAAUGAACCCUUUUUAAAAAUGGACAAGAGAAAUGUAUAAUUUUAUCCCAUUUUUAAUAUUUUGGUGUCGCAACUUGUGAUACAUAGAUGACAAUUUUGUGAGUUUUACUAUGUGUGUACAGAUUUUUGUAAAUAUGACAUUUUUGUAAUUUUAACUCCAUGUACAGUGUAAUCCUGUAUAGUUUAUCAAUGAAUGAGAGAUAGGAAAUCGAAUGUUAACUGAAGUUUUGGAUCCUGGACCAGUAGCAGGGAUAAAUGUGUGUGUGUGUGUGAGACGUUCUUUGCCAUUUAGUCUUCCUGUAUACUGUGAUACUCUAAACUGUUUUGCUAAAACAAACAAAAAAGCCCCAUGGAGAAUUUAAUGGAUAAGGAAAAAGUUACUGUUUACCUUUAUCCCUAGGUGUCACUCCUGUUGAAUCCCUGUUCAAUCUGUGCUGUCUCCUGUGAUCGUUGCUUGCUAAGAAAAUUCUAUGCCUCAAUCUUCCUUUUUGUUUCCUCUCUAAUUUUAAUUUCAUUUUACAUAGCCCUUCUGUAAAUUAAAUGGAAUAAUUAUGAGCAUGUACACUGAAAGAAAAAUAAAAAGAGACUCUCAGUUACUGUUUUUGUGUUAAAUACAGUUGCUGGGUGUUUUU